AUGGCUGGCUUUGGGGUGCCGCCUUGGACAGAAAAUUCACCGCAUAUCGAAGCUGUCACUUCAAUCAUCACCGAAACAGCCCGUCCGAUUGUGUUGUCUACUGAGAUUGUUAGCUUAAUAGGCUCGACUGUGACUCUUUCAGAGACAGAACAGUCCCAAACGCAGGCCAAGACUACGACGAAAUCUGUUCAGUCAGUUCAAUCUGCUCAGCCAGUUCAAUCUCAGCCAGUUCAAUCUCCUCCGCUAGUUCAAUCUCAGCCAGCUCAAUCAGGGACUACUCAGUCAUCAGCGGCUUCAUUGCAGGCAUCUUCAUCACGUUCAUCGAAUGUUCGCACAUCUCAGAGUGUUAAAUCACGGACUACUCAACAAUGGAGCUCUACUGCAACACCUCAUGUAUCCACUACAUUUCAGACUACAUUUCAGCCCACGAAAGUCCUAACUACCCCUCCAUAUUCAUCGUCUUACCUGGAUAUUACGAGAGAAUCUAUCGUUCCGGUACUUCUAAAUUCAAUGAGCUUCCUACUACCUGGAGCGUCACAAAUCACAUCAAGUAUACCGGACAAUUUCAAAAGCUCAAGUAUUCGACAAACCACAGCAUCUCCGACUUCAUCGUCCUCAGCCUCCUCAUUUGCUCCAACUACUACAUCGUCAAUUGCCACGCCCAUCGGCACUAUUGCAGGCGAUUCAACAUCUGCAAAAUCAAAAACCGGAUCUACACAUAUAGGUGCGAUUGUGGGUGGCUCUGUCAGCGGUGCAGCAUGCAUAGCUUUCUUCCUCUUACUAUGCCUCAUGUUCAUUCGUCGUAGGCGGCGAACGCCCGAUCAUAAACGACACAACAGUCUACAAAGACUGAUGCGUAAGGAAUCAAUAAGCUCCAUUCCGAGUUUCCUUGACCACAGCUCCCAUGAUCGCAAACCAUCACUCCCAAUAAGGAGUUUAUCUGAAGAGAUUCCAUCUGCACCCUUCUUCUCCACUCAGAGAAGAUACCCUCAUCCAGCCAAUAUCCACAUGCAUCCGGCUCUGUCACCCUCGGUCUCUCUCGAUAGAAUAUCCCCCACCCGCAACGACAUGUAUGGUUUCUCUACAAAUCCUUCUGUGGAUGCAGUACAUGAUCCCCCCUCUCCGAUCAUCCACAUUUCCCCGCCGUCAAGAUCUGCUUCUAUCCACUCUUAUUCAUCAUGGGAGGAUGCGAUUCUAGAUCAUUACGAAACCCCCUCGCCGAGCAUACUCUCAAUUCCGCAUCACCCAAGUCAGAGUACAUUGAAUCUCCCAGGCUACAGCUUUGAGGGAUCUCAGUAUCUUGGCACGCCACCAAUUGAAGAUAGCCGGCAUAGCAAUCCUUUCGACUUAGAACCGCCACCUCAUGCUUUGCAUAAAGGAGAACCAUUACCUCCUCAUCCGCUGGCGCAGGGUCUUUCAUUUUAA
Molecule: messenger RNA, 1425 nt
Organism: Penicillium taxi
Lineage: Eukaryota; Fungi; Ascomycota; Eurotiomycetes; Eurotiales; Aspergillaceae
Exons: 1
Coding region: 1-1425 (474 amino acids)
Source: RefSeq, a predicted model, not a curated record